AUGGAUACAAAAGAGUUUCAGAAUAUAGCAGGCAUUAGAGGAGGGUGUUCCGUUGCGAUAGAUAAUGUCAAUGAAGACAUUUAUUUAGGUGGAAGUGAUGGAAUUUAUAAAUACAACAUGAUGACCAAAUUAGCAGAUUUCUAUAAAGAAGCCGGAAAAAAUAUCUGGGCACUAUUUUUCAGGAGAAACUUAUUCUACAUUAGCUAUCCAGAUCAAAAACUACAUAUCGAAAUAGAUGGAAAAUUUGCAGUAGUCAAAGAAUUUGAAAGUUUCGAAGUUGAUCAAUUUCACGUUACAACUGACAGUGAGGACAUAUAUUUCGCUAAUAAAACGGGAUUCUACAAAUACGAUAAUGCUAGAUUGAAAGUAAAUGUUAUUAAUGAUGUGAUCACUGUGAGACAGAUAGCCGAAGAUAACGACGGAGAUCUGUACAUUUGUACAAAUUUAGGGAUUUUUGUUGACUUGAAACAUGAAGGAUUUAAAAAAGUACUGGAUUUGAAAAACAUCUACAGUAUAACGUUCGAUAAAGAUAACAACGUCAUUAUUUCUGAUGAAAAAAGAAUAAUAAAGCUGAUACAUACAAUGACUGGUUGUCCUGGUAAAGACAACUCACACUGGUGA
Molecule: messenger RNA, 621 nt
Organism: Parnassius apollo (apollo)
Lineage: Eukaryota; Metazoa; Arthropoda; Insecta; Lepidoptera; Papilionidae
Source: the annotation of a GenBank genome assembly